This is a messenger RNA of Closterium sp. Naga37s-1, 1168 nucleotides long. Lineage: Eukaryota; Viridiplantae; Streptophyta; Zygnematophyceae; Desmidiales; Closteriaceae. The record is from the annotation of a GenBank genome assembly.
AUGGUUCCGGGGCUGUAUAAGAUUUUUGACGAGAUUCUGGUGAAUGCGGCGGAUAACAAGCAGCGCGACCCGAGCAUGGACGCUAUUAAAGUGACCAUCGAUACUGCCAAGAAUAAGAUUCAGGUGUGGAACAACGGUCGUGGAAUUCCCGUGGAGGUUCACGCGAAGGAGGGAUGCUACGUGCCGGAGCUCAUCUUCGGCCACCUGCUGACGAGCAGCAACUACGACGACUCGGCGCGCAAGACCACGGGCGGGCGCAACGGAUACGGCGCGAAGCUGGCGAACAUCUUCAGCACGGAGUUUGUUGUGGAGACGGCAGACGGCAGCCGGCAGAAGAAGUACAAGCAGGUACGUGCGCAGGUAGAGCAUUCUUGGGUCUUUUCACAGAACAUGAGCGUCAAGAAGGCCCCAGUAAUAAAAGACUGCAAGCCCACCGACAACUUCACCUCCAUUACCUUCCACCCGGACUUGGCCAAGUUCGGCCUCGAUUCUCUAGACGCAGACCACGUGGCACUCAUGAGCCGACGUGUCGUUGACGUGGCAGGGUGCCUGGGGAAAUCCGUGAAAGUCAUGCUGAAUGGUACGCGCGUGCCUGUGAAAUCGUUUGCGGAUUACGCGGGGUUGUAUCUUGCCCCUCCCCCGCCGCCCACCCCGCAACCCCCUGCCACUCCGCCGUCGUCAGGGGAAGGGGGGAGUGGCGGGGGGGAGGGGGCACGGGCGGAAGGAGGCGUGUCUGCAGCAGAAGCGGCAGCAGCAGCGGCAGCAGCAACUGCUCAUCCUUCAACUCAUGAGAAGCUCCCAAGGAUCCACGAGAGGGUGAACGACUGCUGGGAGGUGUGUGUGUCUACGAGCGAUGGGCAGUUCCAACAGGUCAGCUUCGUGAACGCCAUCGCGACCACGAGAGGAGGCACGCACGUGAACAUGGUAUCAGAGCAGAUUGUGCGGUACCUGCUGGACAAGGCGCAGAAGAAGGCUGCCACUGGCAAGCACGGGUCCGCCAGUGGCGCUGCUGCCAUCAAGCCUCACCAGGUGCGCAGUCAGCUGUGGGUGUUUGUGAACUGCCUGGUGGUGAAUCCAGCCUUUGACUCGCAGACCAAGGAGACGCUCAACACACGCCCCUCUGACUUUGGCUCCAAGUGCCACCUCUCUGAAGACUUUCUCAAAAAAG